AUGGAACUAACACUGUCCUCAUUCCUGUCUACAGCUACUCCUACCCCAACCUCAAGUGCUACACCGACCUAUGGCUUGGCUACCCAGUUCACGGUGGGAGCUCCGCCAAGUAUCUGCAAAUCGGACAACUACGAGUACAAAACAAAAAUGGCUGUCCCUACAGGAUGGAUCAAUAUCGUGACCGGAGGUACUGGCUGGGGCACAGAAGGUUCCAUUUGGAACAUCUCUACUGGAGACAGUGCUAAGUUAACCGACAUGAAAGCCCAAUGCCAGGGCAGUGCAUGUACAGGCAUUACCGGUAACCAGGAUUACAGUGGGAAGAUGAUCCAGCGAUCGGAUGGCAGUUGGUAUAUGAACGUCACGGCCGACAUGCAACCCUCACUGAUGAUUUCGGGUCUGCUUCUUGCUGAUACAGCUGGUCAAAAAAUUGGCGGUAACAAGGCGUACCCUCUAGACGUCGUGGGCGUACCGCCAUGCGGUUUACCGAUUGCAAUGAACUGCACCAACACGAAAUUCAAUCCUGACCCUCAGCAAUGGGAAGCCUAUCAAGUGGACGCGUUUGUCAAGUCGUACUUAGCCAAAAAUGAUAUCAACAACUUUCAAACCUUGGUGAACCAGGCUCAGGCGGACUUUGAACCUACAAUGGACGCGAACGGCAAAAAAUGCGACAUAACCGGUACUUUCGAAUGCGAACCACCUAUACAGGCAGAGUGCAGUACCAACGCUGGAUACGACGAAGUCAGAGGAGUUAUUAUGACUACUGCCGUCGUCCAGUUCGUCAGUUUUGUCCACGAAUUAUAUCUGGCAGUGUCCAAUGUUAAGGAUACUAUAGGCGAUGAGAUUACCGCAAUCACCAAAGACUUCUGGCAGCCUGCAGCAACAGAGACCUGGAACAAGAUCAUGAGCGUUGUUUCCUCUGUUAUCGGGCUCCUCAUCGCUGCUGUUGUUGCUUUCCAAACAAUCCUUGGACCAGAAGCGGAGUGGUUGGGUUUCCUCGUCGCGGGAACUAUCGUGGGAUCAAAUGCGUUUGGGCUUACCGGCAAUGUAGCCAGCGAGCUGGAAAACCCCUCAGAUACGGAUACGGAGUUUGAUCAGAGCUCGGGCUGGCAAGUCGGCGCCGCAAACCAGCUCAGCCAAAUGAUGACCGGCUUGGACGUUCUGCUUAAAACCAACGAAAUGGGCCAAAAUGGCAUCAGCAAAAUUCUCGCAGGCGGCUCUUGGGUUAGCUCGGAUGUUGUACAGGCCUUCAACGAUGACGGCUUCGGGGCGAGUGUCACCAAUUGGUAUCAGGAACUAAUGAUCGCCGAGUUCAUCACCAAAGCUCUUGAGGACAACGACGCCUAUAUUUUGUUCAUACCAUAUGGCGAUGAUACUCCGUAUAAUAAUAAGACAUGGGGCUUCAACCAGACGAUUUGCGAAGAUCACUGGACCAAUGACCCCAGUUGGAAAUAUUAUGCUGCGUGUGACAUCACGUUCGGCCCAGAUGGGGAGCCCGGCAUGUCUGUCUUCACCCGACCCAGCAGUGAGGGUUCGGCGUCAGAGUCGUGGAUGACACCACUAAGCUAUAAUGGCACAAACAUCACUGGAUGGGACAUCAUGUCGUCCGCAAUCUGGGGUCAAGAGACGCAUGGGUUCAACUUCACAUUCCUGGACCAAAACUUCACCGACACCUUAGCCACCGGGGGGAUCUCAGCCGCGAAAAGUACGUUCAGCAAUGUGGCUAUCAAUCAGCCUGGUCUUUAUGGUGUACCUGUCUGCGUUGUUCAGGACUUGGUUUACAUCCCUGGCGUUGAUCAAGUGAUGAGUGAUAUCAAUAAUAGCGAGGGCGUCGGGGGGUACUAUCAUGCUGAUGACCCUUGUUCAUGCGCGAACUAUGUUUAUACAUCGCCUGAUGGACACACGGGGAAGUUCACACAAUUUGUCUCUCAAAAGGUUCAGGACAGCAUUGGUGGUAGUUGCAGUGUAUCAGGAGAUAUGUGGUCACCAUCCGAUGUAAGUCCAAGCUAUGGUUAUUAG
Molecule: messenger RNA, 2016 nt
Organism: Penicillium lagena
Lineage: Eukaryota; Fungi; Ascomycota; Eurotiomycetes; Eurotiales; Aspergillaceae
Exons: 1
Coding region: 1-2016 (671 amino acids)
Source: RefSeq, a predicted model, not a curated record